CAAAGAUUUUUUUCCCUCGGACUUCUCCUCUUGAAUGGCGGUAUUUCGACGAUGCACUCUCCUGACUUGUGAUCUUUCUGUCUUGCUCGCCAACGCGCAAGCACACUAGCCAGGUAUACAUGUUCGGUUUUCUUAACUGACAUGCAUUUCCGAUGCAACAUCGAUCCAAGAUGCAGCAGCGGCGCCUCUUAGGUGCAGAAUGGACAGCUGCGCGGCGUCCUUCGUUUUCCACGAGUUGUUCCUGACCAGAAGCGGCUUAGGAUCUCACAGAACACCCGGUGAAUCCCUUUCGCAGCGCGAGACACGGAUCCGAUGACUGUUGAAAGUCCGCGCAGUGACAGUUCUGCGCAAAUGCGAAAUUUGACGAACAGCAGGUAACCUACAUUUGACCAUCCGCCGUAUGUACACCGCAGCAGAGGCCGCCACACUGGGCGACUUUUUCACGGCGAGCGGAGCAGCUAGAUUUCCGCUCUUUCUUUGAGGAAAAGAACUUUUUCCCGCCACUCUCACAUGUCCGCGUCACCGGUUCCGCUCCGAAGUGACUCGGCCGAAUUGGUUUGUCUGUGAUUUCCCGCGGCACGUGUCUGGCCAGCGAGGCCGAGGCCGCAGUGUCCGUCGGUAAUUUUAUGUCACGUGAAACUUGAAGGCGGCUGCCGUUUGCCGGCCGACUUGUAGCUCGCUCACUCAUUUGCUUCAGGUAUUUCUCUAGCGUCCCCGAGAGAGCCUCUGGCUCUUCUCCGUACUGGUUUGCCGGCCCAAGCAGCACAGGACCCUGGGCACUUGGUGACUGCGACGGAUGCAAAAGCCGCUUCAUUGCCGAUUUUUUUCGCGGACAGUUAUGGCCGACUGCCGACUGAAAGCAAGCAUUCGAAGGCGGCGAGCACACACCAUUUGUUUCAGCUUCUCAUCCUCUGUCUUACCGGCGACGGCAACCUUGCGGUCGAACGCCUACGGACCGGGGGCGCCUGCCGGGCGAUUUGCGCCUGGCGACCGAUUCUUGCUGGGUUUGCCACUGGGAGUCGCACCGCCAUGCCACCAUUGUGGACUCGUGCCCGUCCCGACUUCCAGGCCCGCCAGUGGCCUGCACGGAAGGGCGCAUGCACGGAAGGACCGAGCGCUUCGCGGGAGAAUGGUCGUCCUCCUAGACUCCGAUCCGCUUCCCCAUGCACCCACCACUGUGCCACAGCUUGGAAGCGAAGCAGCCGAUUUGGCAACGCCGGUGAAAAACAAGCAGAUCCCGCCUUCCGGACCUCGGGGCCUCCUUUCCAGGUUCCAGACGCGUCAGCUUGCCCUCCGCCACCUCAACGGUUUCUGCCUCCUUCCGCUUGCUCCGUUCUUCCCCCAUCCCGACUUCCAGGGUGUGCCCUUCCGCUGCGCCCAGGUUGGCAGGAGACAAGCUGCGCAGGCCCGGCGUCGGGUUCCCCACCACAACGCCCAUCCCUCCCGGAAGAUGUUUCGGCUGCUUCCCGCCACUCUGCUCGCCGAUGUGGAGGCCGACGGUCCAGCUCCGACCGCAAAACGGCGCCGACGCAGCCUGGCCUGGGGGUCCUCGGGGUGUGCACGCCGGGUGUACAGACACCCGAGUGGGGGGGAGGCGGUCGCACGGGGCGACAGACGGAAUUUCGAACUCUUCAGACCGCGGUAGUGCAGAGUCGCGGGACCGCAGAACAGAGCCGAGACAGCUUUCGAGCCUUGAGCGUUCAAACAAUCCUCCAUGAGUGCAACCUGGACCUCGAUGGCCAAGCCUGGUGGAUGCAGGCGUCGCCGCGAUCCGCCUUUGAACGCAGUACGUUACACAAACAAGGGAGCACAAGUGUCCAGGUUGACGGCGACUUCCGAGGCUCACUGCCCCCGACAUCUCCUGCAUCGCCUCUGCUUUAUUCCGACCAAACAGCUUCUCCUUCCUGCGGGACGCAGAGCUUCCCAGUGCUCUCAUAUUUGUCUCACCCUCCAUUGCCCAACGAACUCGCGUUGUCGGACUUCCCCUUUCUUCGUCACCAAGGGUCUUCUCAAUCGGGGGACACACUUCAGUACCAUGUGCAUCCAGAAACUUUGCUUCACGAGGCGGAGUCAACGAGAACUUGGGCGAGUCCUUUGAUUCACUGCAUGCACUGUAGGACGCCUCCUUCUUCGCUGCAUCACUCCCUUUCUCCUUCAGCUCGGGCUUCUCCGGGCAGCCACGUUUCGUCUGUCUCCUCUUGUCCUCCUGUUUCCCCAUUGAAUCCUCCUUCAUCUGCGAAGUCUCUUCGGUCUCCGCCUCCCGCAGCAGAAGCCUCCAGUGUGUUGGGCACGCCCUCUGGAGAGCCGCGACCGCCGCCCCCCCACCUGCUGCCUCCCCCGCCUCUACAGCUGUCUAGACACCUCGACUCGCCUGAGGCGGCUCGGUCACGGUCAGCGCUUUCUUCAUCUUCGUUUGCUUUGGCUCUCGCGGCCGCUUCUUCGCUAUCCUCGUCUCUGCUUCUGCCUUUGUCUCCGGCGGGGACGAAAGGGUCCGGUUCGCCUUCCUUCCCCGCUGUCCGCAGCUCUGCGGCCCUCGACCGGGAAACGAGUGCUCCUCUCUCAGGAGCCUCAGGCGCGGUUUUCGCGGAUCCUCACUGCCCUUCUAGAAAAGCCAGGGGAGUCCCCAGCAAACGCCCCGCUUCGAGUCCGUUUCGGCAGAAGCGCGAGCUCCGGGUUGACUCUAGAGAUGAGAAGGAAGGGGAGGGAGACGCGAACCGAGUCACGUGCCAGCCGUCUCGUUUUGACUCUCUUCGGAGUUCUGUUCAUGGAGAGAAAAGCAAAUUGGCGCAAGCCGAACUUCACAACAAUUAUGUUUCGAUUCAGUCACGCAGGGCUCGCGAACGCCCAGGAGAAGACUCGCGACGAGGCUUCUCGUCUCUAGUCACGGACGAGGAAAGCAGCUGCGCCUGCGUCUCUCGGUCGCACACCUCCCGCCAUGACGAACGGGAAGGAGACCCGAGACACCCGGCUGUCUUUGAUGGGGCCUCCGAAGCUAACAGAGGCGCGAGAGAAGACAAUCCACCUUUCAGUCUCCCUACGCUAGGCCUUCCGACGCUUGAACAGAGAAGGAAACGCGUCGGAGAACGGCUACGCCUUGAUGUCCCUGCGCCGUCCGUCUCCAAGCUAGCGCGAGAAUCCGCGACAGGAACAGAAGGUGACAAAUCCGGUGUUGUCUCCUCUCUGCGUCUUCCGCGCUCGUUCGAACAUCGAGAGGAAAGUUGCGAACGAGAAAAGGACUCAGCAGGUUUGAGCUGCGCUCGCGGCUGUCCCUGUGCUCCGAUUGCAUCUCUGCCUCGGGGCAGGCGACAUCAAAGCGCCGAACAGACGGCGGACUCCUCGCAUCCACUUCGUUGCUUAGAGUCUGUCUCGAUAUUUGCACCCGAGAGAGGAAGUGUGCAUGCGAAGCCCGGCCAGAGUCGCAUAGCCCCUGGAGGGAGACCUCGAGAGGGGAGCGAAGCGAAUGAAGGUCCUCCCUCUGAUUGUGUUCGAUGUCACAUUGUCCCCAUAGGUUACGAGGGAGAGGCAGACUCUAUUCAAGGACGCCGUUCCAUCGACGAGCCGUCUUGCCGGGGGCCUCUGCCUCUGCUGUCGCCAGCCCUGCCAGAUGUCCCCGGGAGAGACGGCGGAGGCGCAGAUGGUGAGGGAAACCGCGAACCUCGCAGACCCCUCAGGAGGGCGCGCCAGGACGCUGAAACAUUUUUUUCGUCCUUGCGUGGAUCUUCUCGGGAAGUCAGAGGAGGCGUUGCGAGACGGAUGCGUCGCACUCAGAGGCUGUCUCCCCGAGAAGAGGAGACAGUGCCACGUGGGGUCCUGAGGCGGUUUGGAGGGCCAGGGCGAUGCCUUGAAAAGAGUGAACGAGCAAAGAAGGGAGAGAAGAAAGGAGACACAAGACAGUCAUGGACUGAGGAGAAAGAAGACAAGAAAGAGAUGUGGAGGGUGGAGAAAAGAGGCAGAGAACAGAUGCGACAGUCACCCCCGUCUGUCUCGACAGGUUGUCCGCGAGACCAAGAGUUGCCCGAGGAGAAAGAAAUGCGAGAGAAGCCAGCACACAGGAGCAGCCAAGGAAGGAGCGAGGCGGGGCAGGAACGCUGCUCGAAAGAAAAAGGCAGGCAACUGUUCGACCCAUUUGCUCGCUUCGACAUCCACAAGCACACCGAAGCGGAGGACGUCGGUGAUGGCGAAGACCCGGGAAGAAGCAGGGACAAGCCCGCGGACACUGUUUUCCUCCAGACUGUAAACGAAGCGACCGGGCACACACACACAUGUGGAGGAGUCUGGCGAGCCAACGCACCGUCUGCAGUUUUCUCUGGCGCCCACAACGAGGAGCCGAGAGUCGCUUUGAGUGCCCAAACUUCGAGAAGCAGCCUAAAAUCCAAACAGCGGCAGGUCGUCGCGCAGCGCCUUCGACGUGACGCAGAGACCCCCUGCGGCUCUUCAGGGGAGGACGCCUGCUCGGCUUUCCUCAGGCUGGCAGUCGGACACUCCGGGCGAGGAGAGAGAAACGAACACGGAGAGAGAGACGAGAGGGGAAGGAAGAGCGAGACAGGCUCCGAAGACUUGACUGCAAGCGCGUUUUCACAGGGUCCCUCCAGUUUCGUUUCUUCGCUCUCGAACGAGGCACUCUGCACUGCAGAACUCACCAGAAACACCGUUGACCCUCGAAAGGCUCUGCCCCUGUCGGCCUCUGCCGCUUGGCCUCUGUCGCCGUCUGUGUCGGGCGUUGAGGCCCGAUCUUCGCCCAGCAAGCCGGGAGACGAGAGCGAUGCUCAGCUCGCCUCGUACGCCUUUGCCGACUGUCUGGAGCUCUUCGAACAUCCUCUGCUGUGGGGUGUGUCCUCACAAAGGGCCGAUGCCUCACCGCGGUUCGACUUGACCGCCUCGAGGUCCAGAUCGCGUGGCUCAGACCGAGGAGACUCUUUCGACGCAGAGCGAGAAAGAGGAACGUCGUGUCGUCUUUUGCGGAGAACGCGAGUGUCUGUCUCCGCCUCGUUUUGGGGUUGCGUCGAAGAGACAGCGGAGACAGGAAAGGAGGCUUUCGCAGGGACCAAGGAGAACAGAGACCAAGGAGACAUGGGAGAUGAGGGAGCUGCGGAAGGUGCUCGCAGAGAGGAAGUUGAAUAUCCUUCUCUGGCAAGCGCAGUGGAGAGGCGGAUGAGCAUCCACGAGCGCCGAGAGGGCUGGUCGCAGAUCAAUCCUUCGGGCGGUCUCGUGUAUUGUGUGAGGAAGACAGGAGAUAAGACGAGAGGUCAAAGAUGUGAAAACUGUGCAGCCUUUGCCUCGCCAGUGGCAGAGGAUUUUGACGUGUCUGAGGGCCGACGAGAGGUCGAGAGGCGAGAUCAGGGAAACGAGGACGCAUGUUUAAGGACUUUGGCAGGUGCGAGAAACAGCCAGAGAGACCUCGAAGAACUGUUAAAGGUUUUAGGCCUCUCAGAAUGUAUUGGACGUUUUGGGGACUCGCCGCGCUCAAAGCGGCGCCGAGCACGGAGGAAGAAGCUCAGUGCGGGAGAGACGGCAGCGAGCAUUAGAGAAUCAAGAAAAGACAAACGGGAGUUAUUCGAUUGGUGGGUCCAGGAGGAACGAAGUGGACAAACUGAAACGAUGCGCCCCGAGAGCACCGAGAGUUCUUUCACAGGCGUCGACGCACACCCCUCGACGGAGAUGGCUCGUUAUGAAGGGCGAAGCAUACAGAGGGAGGGAUCAGGUGCUCGGAAGAGGUCCUUCUCUCCCUCACCUUCGAGUUCUUCUUCGUCCGGCAUCGAUCUUCUCUCACCCCUCGGAAAAUGGGUCGCGGCAGAAAGGCAGAGCGAAAACGAUGAGGAAACAGAGAACAAGGCGCAGGACGAGAAGGACGAGCAAGAAAAGGAGGACGAGAAGGACGAGCAAGAGAACACCGAGGGGGUGUCUGGGUUUGCGGAACGGAGUGGAAGCGACAUUUGCCAUUCUCUCCACUCUUCGGCUUGUUCCUCGCCGCGAUCGGAGGUCAUGUACCCAGUUCUUCGAACGCGCAAAUCGACUUUUACGGAGAGCCUGUCCUCCGCAAACGCAGCGGUUCCUGGGGACAGUCGUGGGCAUGUGGCGUACGUGGCCUGGUGGCCGACGGCGCAUGAGCAUCUCUUGUCUGUGUUUGCGGAAACGAACGUGUCUCCAGGGACUCUGGGGGUCGGCUUGUAUGCGGAGAAACGCGGCACAACACAGGGCGUAACGCCGGAGGCUGUACAGACAGAGAUUCUAAGAAAACAGCUGGCAACGCUGCGACUCAACGGGAUCCAGUACGUGCUGCGGAGCGGCUCAGGCCUCGCAUGCUUCGUCGGCUUUUUCACGGAGGCUCAUCGCGACGCCUUUCUCUCUUAUUAUGGCUCGACGGAGGCCGUCGGAUCUCUUAACCAGCCGCCUAAGUGGCUGUGCGACAUUUGCCUGGCGUGCGUCCUCGCGCUUUCGUCUCUCUCCGCGUCGCUGGAGGCCUUUCCGCGCGCUGGCGCUGACCGAACCGACAAGCGCAGUCGCGCCCCAGCGUCUCCUUUUCGCGUCCCGGCGCGGGCCUUGUGGCCCUCUGAGGCCCUGCCGCAUGCGACCGCGGUCGCGCGCCGCGCGUGGCGAGGCCUGCGGCGCGGCGGCUUCGAGGACGUGAUCAUGGCGCCUGCAGCUCUUGCCUCGGACGACGCAGCGCUGGUCACUCCGGGGGGUCUCCCAGUAGAGGAUGCUCGAGGGACAGGCGUGACUCUCGCUCCCCCCUGUCUGGGGGUGUUUCUGUCCUGGCUGCCCUUCUCGCUCUGGGAGGGAGGACAGCGGCAGGCCGCCGGCGUUCUCAACGAGCGCCUGCAGAGACUUCUCCACUUCAAGAGCCGACGCCUCCAGUUCCUCCCCAGCGGCGGUGCGCAGCUCGAGUUCGACAGCCCAGCGUACGCGACAGAGUUCCUGAAGCACUACGGCGGACCUGCCGAUUGUCUCCGGACCCAGCGCUUCAUCGACCAUUUUUUCCCCACUCUCAACCUCUUUGUGAACCCCACGGAGCGCCUCACAGCCUCGCUCUCCAUUUUCCAACUCGCCUCGUACCCCCUCUUGAGUGCCUUGCCCUGCCUCGCGGCGAUCCCUGAAGACCCGCUUCUCUGCAUGCAGACCGACAGGUCCCGCCUUGCGCCGUCACGCUGUUCUGACGAGGAACGCGUGACGGAGGAAAACGCUGUGGGGGCGCAACCGCUGGAGGCGACCGAGCGCGAGAGAGGCCGAUUUCAAUGCAAGCCGGAGGUGUCUUCGGGGAUUCCGACUGCAUGCGCUACUGCCAUCACGCCAAGGCGGGAGAAGGCGCGGCAGGCGACCAGGCGCCUUGGAGCCUGGGAGGAAAACAAGGCGUCGAAUAUCAAUGAGGAAGUUCCGCGGACGCCGCAGUUGCGCGGAGGGGAGGACCAACGCGCAGAGAGGUGUGGGGCAACGGAGACGCUCGAGGCGAGGAAUCGCAGACGGAAAGGGAGGAGGGGGGAGAAAAGACCUAGAACCAGAGGUGACGAUAAACAUGAUACUGACGGCUCAGCAGCGCAGAAGCGACACACAAAGGAGGAGUCAUCCGACGUCGAGUCCUUCGGUGAUUCGGGACGAGGCGGCGACCGAGGAAACCGCAAGCCGACAGACAAAACCCCCGCAGGACAUACAGAGGCUUCCGCCAGGUAUACGCGUCAGUCGUCGUUCUCCUCGUCUGGUGAAAGAGUUUAUCCCAGAUCCGGAAAGGGAGUUUUCUCUUCAUUUUCUUCGUCGUCAUUGUCUUCAUCGUCAUCUGUAUCAGCUUCUGCUGCAUCUUCUUCAUCGUCGUCUCUGUCGGCAUCGUCUUUCUCGUUUUCCGGAUUGCCGUCGCGCGCUGCGUCUCCGUCUCUACUUUCGAGGCCUGCCUCGCCUGGCGGGGAAUGGUGGGGGCAGCCAGCAGGACGGGGCGAGGAGACUGUGCCUUUCUCUUCGAGUUCUUUAGGUUCCGAUGUGGCUGUGAGAGCCGAAACGAAGGCUUCAAAAGCGCCUCACGUCCACCCGCCAGGCAGCAGGAAACGACAGUCGUUCUCUUCGCGGCGGUUUUUCUCAAGGGACACAAGGCGUGGAAUGAAUCGCGCGAGCUCGCCGCCUGUGCCGAUUCCGAGUACUUCUCUCUCCUCGGAUUCUUCCCUUUCCCUCUCGCCUCCAACGUCUCCUCGCGGCUUUCCUUCAGGUCCCCCGCUUUCCGCGAUGCUGCAUGCAGUGUGAGAACAUUCAAAACGCAUCUGACCAUCUCACACGCGCCUCGUCUGGAGAAGGCGAAUGUGUGUCAAGCUUCGCCAUUCUCGCGCUGUCUCCCGCGUUCGUUGUUGUCUACUCUGUUUCGGCAGGACUGUUGCCGGUGGAAAGUUUUUUUAAGAUCCAAAAUCGGGGCGCGAGGCCCUGAGCUCCUGUUUUUUCACUGCCACGGGAGAUGCGUAUUCGCGGCUGACUGCGAGCGUCGAUGAAGCAAGAGCCGUUCGCGGACCUUUGCUUGGGCAGCUUCGAACACAGAAG
Toxoplasma gondii ME49 is the source of this 8511-nucleotide messenger RNA. RefSeq lists its product as hypothetical. The coding region runs from base 1030 to 8223 and encodes 2397 amino acids. Lineage: Eukaryota; Apicomplexa; Conoidasida; Eucoccidiorida; Sarcocystidae. The transcript has 3 exons. The record is from RefSeq and is a predicted model, not a curated record.